AUGUUGUACCUUGAAGAUUACCUUGAAAUGAUAGAGCAUUUGCCUAGAGAAUUUCGUGAUAGAUUUUUUGAGCUUCGAGAACUUGAUUUGCAAGUUCAGAAUACAACUGAUCAGCUGGAGAAACGAGCUCAAGAAUUUUUUGCCAAGGCUGGCAAUUUAAAUCAGUCUGAGCGUGAUAAGAGAUUCCAAGAGGUUCAAAAGGAAUAUUACAAGACUCUUGAGGAUGCUGAUGAGAAAGUUCAGAUGGCAAGUCAAAUGUACGACUUGGUUGACCGCUACCUCCGUCGUCUUGACACAGAGCUUCAUAAAUUCAAGCUUGAGUUGGAAGCAGAUAACCCAGGGAUCACCGAAACUCUUGAGCAAAGGUCACUAGAACUAGACCAGCCCAGCGAACAGGAUUCCAAGGAGAAUCGUGGUGUGAGAAAUGAGAAAAGAUCUGCAUCCGAUAAGAAGGAGUCCUGGGGAACAGGAGAUGUCUCUUACAGUUUGGGUCAUAUAGGAGCUGGUGGCAACGCUAUCAUGGCAGCUGCCUCUCAAGCCAUUGCAGCUACCCAGCAGAUGCAGCAGGGGCGGAAGAGUGCAAGUCUCAAAGCCUCUUAUGAAGCUGUCAGUUCGGGCCUCAAUGUGGGUGAUCUGAGUAUUGGAAAGGAGCUUGUUACUCCAGGGUCUCUAUCUUUGGUUGGCCCUGAUCAGACCCCAGAGAAGAAGAAGAGCAAAGGCUCUAGAAAG
This is a messenger RNA of Darwinula stevensoni, 729 nucleotides long. Lineage: Eukaryota; Metazoa; Arthropoda; Ostracoda; Podocopida; Darwinulidae. The record is from the annotation of a GenBank genome assembly.